This is a messenger RNA of Fonsecaea multimorphosa CBS 102226, 3030 nucleotides long. RefSeq lists its product as uncharacterized. The coding region runs from base 1 to 3030 and encodes 1009 amino acids. Gene Ontology annotation, biological process: isoleucyl-tRNA aminoacylation. Gene Ontology annotation, cellular component: cytosol. The transcript has a single exon. NCBI's taxonomy places the organism in Eukaryota, Fungi, Ascomycota, Eurotiomycetes, Chaetothyriales, Herpotrichiellaceae. Gene Ontology annotation, molecular function: aminoacyl-tRNA deacylase activity; ATP binding; tRNA binding. The record is from RefSeq and is a predicted model, not a curated record.
AUGCCAGCACCUCUGAAAGAUGCCGCCAAAUUUCUGAAGAGCACUCUGCGGCUUCCCUCGUCGACUUUCCCACCGCGGCCCAGGCCCGCCGACCUUGCCAGAUAUCUUCCAAGAUGCACAGUUGACCUCUAUGCCUGGCAGCGCCAGGAACGACCUGUUUCAGACACCUUUGUCCUCCACGACGGGCCGCCGUAUGCGAAUGGAGAUCUGCACGUUGGACACGCACUCAAUAAGAUCAUCAAGGAUAUCAUUUGCCGCUGCAGGCUCGCGGAAGGCCAAAGGGUUGACUAUGUACCUGGCUGGGACUGCCAUGGGCUGCCAAUCGAGCUCAAGGCUCUGGAGAAGCACGGCUGGGAGCGAGGACAAGGUGUCGACCCCGUCUCGAUACGGAGUGCCGCAAGGAAAUUCGCAUACAAAACUGUGGAAAAGCAGAUGGCCGGAUUCCGAUCCUGGGCUGUCAUGGGUGACUGGGCCAGUCAUUGGAAGACCAUGCAGAAAGAUUUCGAGCUGCGGCAAUUGAUUGUGUUUCAAGCAAUGGCUCAGUAUGGUUUGAUAUACCGCAAGCAUAAGCCUGUCUACUGGUCUACCUCCUCAGGGACUGCUCUUGCUGAAGCCGAGCUGGAGUAUAAAGAUGACCAUGUCUCUACUGCGGCCUUGGUCAAGUUUCCAUUAGACCGCUUUGAGCCGUUCUCGGAUGGCCGUGUUCAUGCCUUGAUUUGGACGACUACGCCUUGGACUCUUCCCGCAAACCAAGCAAUUGCAAUCAACACGUCUCUAUCAUAUUGCCUUGUCAAAUCAGUCACUCAUGGUACGCUGCUUGUGGCCCGUUCGAGGGUGCCUUAUCUCCAAGAGUGCAUUGGAGAGAGCGUGGAAGUCGUCAUGGAAGAUGUUCCUCUUGACGUGCUGUUGCAGAGUUCCUACUCGGGUCUGUACCAUUUCGGAGGAGAAGCAGCGAAUCGCCCCAUCAUCCAUGCAGACUUCGUGUCCGCUGACAGUGGUACGGGACUCGUGCACUGCGCUCCAGGUCAUGGUAUGGAAGACUACGAAGCUUUGCAGCCCCUACUAAAAGCCUCUACUGUUUCUGUCAAAGCUCCGGUCGACAACUCUGGCUGCUUUGAUGAUACCGCAUCACCCGAGGAUCCCGGUCUCCUUGCUGGACAAGACGUGUUCCAAAAGGGCAAUGGCACCAUCCUCCAACUUCUGCGAGCCAACAACCUUCUUGUCCACCAGCAUCGGUACAUCCACAAGUAUCCCAUAGACUGGCGGACCAAAGAGCCAGUCAUCAUUCGUGCCACAGCCCAAUGGUUCGCGGACGUUUCCAAGAUUAGAACCGACGCGCUCAACUCUCUCGACGCCGUUACCUUUCUUCCAGAAUCAGGCAGAGCGCGGCUGCGGAGUUUUGUGGAGAAUCGGAGCGAGUGGUGUAUUUCCAGACAGAGGGCUUGGGGCGUUCCGAUUCCGGCGAUUUACCACAAGGACACAGGUGAAGCAGUCCUCACAUCCCCGAGUAUUGAUCACAUCAUCAAAACCAUCAACGAGCGCGGCAUUGAUGCCUGGUGGUCUGAUCCUCAAGACGACAGCCGUUGGAUUGUUCCAGGAUUGCCAGGGAGCGCUUCAGACUACACUCGAGGUUCUGACACGAUGGAUGUCUGGUUUGACAGUGGAACAAGCUGGACUCUGAUGCUCAAGGAUGAUCUCGGGUCUGCGGGUUCCCGGGCUCAGCCAACGCCAAUGGCCGAUGUCUAUGUCGAGGGCACCGAUCAGCAUAGAGGGUGGUUUCAGUCGAGCUUACUCACGAAUAUUGCAUACCAGAAGUCUCUCCAGUCCCCCUCGGAUGCCGCUUCCCCUUCGGCACAUCAAGUACACGCUCCAUUCCGCAUUCUGGCGACCCAUGGCUUCACUUUGGAUGCCCAGGGCAAGAAGAUGAGCAAAUCCCUAGGCAAUGUUAUUGCCCCCAAUCAAAUCAUCUCGGGAUUCGCACCUCCUGCGAAACAAACAAAGCAGAAGCGCGAAGUCCAUCCGCUCGGCCCAGAUGCGUUGCGGCUGUGGGUGGCGUCCAGUGAGUGGACAAAGGACGUGGUGAUUAGCGAGACAGUAGUGUCCUCUGUCCACAGUAUGCUUGACAAGUACCGCCUUACCUUCAAGAUGUUGUUGGGCAUGCUGGCAGACUUCGAUCCUCAGAUGACUAUCCCGUAUGAGUGCAUGUCCCGAUUGGAUCAAAUUGCCAUGCACCACCUUCAUCUGACCUUCGCUUCAGUACGCAAAGCAUACACUGACUUUGAGUUCCACAAAGCCUCUGGCUCCGUAUAUCGAUGGGUCACGACUGAUCUUUCGAGCUUCUACUUUGAGGCGAUCAAGGAUGUUCUCUACUGCGAUAUGCCUACGACUCCCAGACGCCUCAGUGCCCAGACUGCACUUCAUCACAUUCUUUACCACUUCCAAAACAUGCUAGGGCCCAUUGCGCCGUUGCUGGUUGAAGAAAGCUGGGAGCAUAGCACAGAAAAGUACAAGCAGAUGCUUGAGCACCCAUUGAGAAGAACAUGGCCACAUCUGCCAGGGGAAUGGCACGAUCGGUCACUCGAGACUGUGUUGCCCUAUAUCGCUUCUAUCAACUCGAGCGUUAAGGCAGCUCAAGAGACAGCGCGCACGCAGAAACUCAUGGGACAGUCCCUAGCAUCCGACGUCUCGAUAUUUUUACAGAAAGAGAUUGAUCUUUCGAGUGUUCCCAAAGAUACUUGGAAAGAACUCCUGGUCGUAUCGUCCGCCGAGAUUGUCUCAACAAAAGCCGGCGAGACAGUUCCUCUAGAACCGAGCGCCGAACCUGGGUCGGAUUGGUCAUUCUCCAGCGACAUUGUCUCGCCGGAGGGUGAGAAGAUAGGGCGGGCGAUUGUCAAGAGUCCUCGGAAUCUCAAAUGUGACCGAUGCUGGAGAUACGUGGUUGAAUGUCAGGAACAGAAGAGGCCGGAAGAAAAAGAGACACCUUUACUCUGUGACCGAUGCACAGAUGCGGUUACGGAAUUCCAACAUUGA